Stylophora pistillata is the source of this 10664-nucleotide messenger RNA. RefSeq names its product dynein axonemal heavy chain 7. Gene Ontology annotation, biological process: microtubule-based movement. The record is from RefSeq and is a predicted model, not a curated record. Gene Ontology annotation, molecular function: calcium ion binding; dynein light intermediate chain binding; dynein intermediate chain binding. NCBI's taxonomy places the organism in Eukaryota, Metazoa, Cnidaria, Anthozoa, Scleractinia, Pocilloporidae. Gene Ontology annotation, cellular component: dynein complex.
AUUAAUAAGAGCACUAGCCAAGAGAGCAGAUGGUUUAAGAACCAAAUUACUUCAGAGAAUGAGCAAAGAUCAUCAGGUUUUGAAUAAGAGACUCUGAGAAGAGUAUGAGAGGAUAGCAGAGAAAGCCUUGACUUCUCCAGCAAAUACAGAGCACCUGAUGGAGCUGAAGAAUUAUAUUGAGCAAGUGGAGAAUGAAACAAUAUUUGACCUCGAAAAGAGACUGGUGGACACCAAGAACAGACUGGCCUUCUUGGUGGACUAUGCAUCAUUUUCUCCAGCUGACAUGAGACUAAACAACAGUGUCUUUCAGUGGCAUUUCCGCAUGCCAGAGGUCUUUGAAGAGCACAAAAAGAUAAUCAAUGCAAACCGUCUACAAUAUGAAAACAGCCUCAAGAUGCGGCGCGAGAGAUUUGUAGAGGAACUGGAAAGCUACUCAAAACAGCUUGAGGAGUUCCAGACAUUUGGUGACAUGCAAGAAAUUCAGCGUUAUCUCAAGAAAGCACAAGCUCUCAAUCAGAGACUAGAAUCAGCUGCUGAAAAGAUACUGACUUUCAACCAGGAAGAAGAAGCUUUUAAUUGGGAUGUGACCACUUAUCCACAGAGGCAGCAGCUUCUAAACACCCUGAAUCCUUACUUGAAACUGUAUGAAACAACUGUAGAGUUUCAGAACAAAUACAAAGAGUGGAUGGAAGGUCCUUGGGGAACAAUGGACCCAGAUAAAGUUGAUGGAGAAACUGGGAACUUUUGGAGAGCACUUUACAAGCUGGAGAAGCAGUUUUCUGAAGUACCAAAUGCACAAAAGAUUGCUGCGAGGAUGAAGGGAAAAGUGGAUGAGUUUAAAGAACACCUUCCCCUAGUACAGGUUUUGUUCAAUCCUGGCCUUCGAGACAGACAUUGGGAAAUGAUGUCAGAAAUUCUUGGUUAUCCACUCAAGCCUGACGAAGAUACUAACCUUGCUAAGAUGGUAGAGAUGAACCUUGAGCCAUACUUGUCUCAGUUUGAGACUAUUAGUGAGGCAGCUAGCAAAGAGUUCUCCCUUGAAAAAGCUAUGGAAAAGAUGGUUCGUGAAUGGGAUGAGAUUGAGUUUGUCAUGAUUCCUUACCGUGAAACUGGCACUCAUAUUUUGUCAUCAAUUGAUGACAUUCAGACUCUGUUGGAUGAUCAAAUUGUGAAAACACAGACAAUGAGAGGUUCACCAUUUAUUAAACCAUUUGAGACAGAGAUCAAGGAAUGGGAAAGCAAACUAAUGCUGACACAAGAAAUCAUUGAUGAAUGGCUGAAGGUGCAGGCCACAUGGCUGUACUUAGAACCCAUCUUUAGUUCCCCUGACAUCAUGGCCCAGAUGCCAGAGGAGGGAAGGCGGUUCAGCACUGUUGACAAGAACUGGAGAGAGAUCAUGAAAGUGGCCGUCUUGGAUCGCCAUGUUCUCACUGUGGUGGCCAUUGAAAAGAUGUUGGAACGUUUGAAGAAAUCUAAUGAAUUGUUGGAACUCAUUUUGAAGGGACUAAAUGAGUACCUGGAAAAGAAGAGACUCUACUUUCCACGCUUCUUCUUUUUGUCAAAUGAUGAGCUUUUGGAAAUUCUGUCUGAGACAAAAGAUCCAAAGAGAGUGCAACCACAUCUUAAGAAGUGCUUUGAAGGAAUUGCAUCUCUGGAAUUCACAGACACAUUGGACAUAACCAGUAUGAAGAGUUCUGAAGGUGAAAUUGUGCCCCUCAAAGAUGUAAUCUCUACAUCAAAAGCAAGAGGACAAGUAGAGAAAUGGCUGCUGGAGCUUCAGGAGGACAUGAUUGCUAGUAUCAGAAAGGUCAUCAUGGAAGCAAAAGAGGCUUAUGAAAAGACAGAAAGAGUUAAAUGGGUGAGGGCAUGGCCAGGACAAACAGUUCUCUGUGUUUCGCAGUUGUACUGGACACUGGAGAUACAUAAAGCAAUCAAGGGUGGAGCCAGUGCUCUAAAUGAUUACCUUCAGCUUAACAACAGCCAGAUUGAAGACAUUGUGGCCUUGGUGCGAGGCAAAUUGUCCAAGCAGAACAGAGCUACUUUAGGUGCCUUAGUGGUACUGGAUGUACAUGCCAGAGAUGUCCUUGCUAAACUUUGUGAACUGGGAAUCCAGAGAGAAGAUGAUUUUGAGUGGUUGGCACAACUGAGAUACUACAUAGAGGAAGAGAACAUAAUGACAAGGAUGAUAAGUGCCCAGUUAGCUUAUGGUUAUGAGUACCUUGGUAACUCUGGACGUCUUGUUAUCACUCCUUUAACGGACAGAUGUUACAGGACUCUGUUUGGAGCUCUACAGCUACACUUGGGAGGUGCUCCUGAGGGUCCUGCUGGAACAGGCAAGACUGAAACAACCAAAGAUUUAGCCAAAGCUGUGGCUAAACAAUGUGUUGUGUUUAACUGCUCUGAUGGACUGGACUACAUUGCCCUUGGAAAAUUCUUCAAGGGUCUGGCAUCGUGUGGAGCGUGGUCUUGCUUUGAUGAAUUCAACCGAAUUGACUUGGAGGUGUUGUCUGUGGUGGCUCAGCAGAUUCUAACCAUUCAAAUGGGUAUCAACUCAGGGUCAGAUACCCUGCUUUUUGAGGGAACAGAAAUUAAAUUGGAUCCAUCCUGUGCCACAUUCAUUACGAUGAAUCCAGGGUAUGCCGGCAGGUCUGAGCUUCCAGACAACCUCAAGGCUUUGUUUAGAACAGUCGCCAUGAUGGUCCCUGAUUAUGCCCUGAUUGCUGAAAUAUCACUGUAUUCCUACGGUUUUGUGAAUGCUCGUCCCCUGGCUGUGAAAAUUGUCACCACCUACACACUGUGUUCCGAGCAGCUGUCGUCACAGCAUCACUAUGACUACGGCAUGAGAGCUGUCAAGUCUGUGCUAACUGCUGCAGGAAACUUAAAGUUGAAAUAUCCCGAGGAAAAUGAAGACAUAUUGAUGUUGCGCUCCAUCAAUGAUGUUAACUUACCCAAAUUCUUGGCUCACGACCUGCCACUAUUUGAAGGAAUCACUUCUGAUUUGUUCCCUGGUGUCAAACUGCCCAAGCCUGAUUACACGAUUCUGACAAAUGCUGUUCAAGAAAACUGUAAAGCGAUGAAUCUACAGAUGGUAGACCAGUUCCUUACCAAGAUCAUACAGAUCUACGAAAUGAUGAUUGUGCGUCAUGGCUUCAUGAUUGUAGGUGAACCAUUUGGCGGCAAGACUUGUGCUUAUCGUGUGUUGGCUCGUGCCUUGAGUGAUGUGGCAGAACAAGGGUUGAUGGAGGAAAAUAAAGUGCAGACUGUGGUUAUCAACCCUAAAGCUAUCACUAUGGGUCAGCUGUAUGGACAGUUUGACCCAGUCUCCCAUGAAUGGUCAGAUGGUGUCUUAGCUGUUAAUUACAGAGGGUUUGCUUCCUCAACAACUCCAGACCGUAAGUGGUUGAUUUUUGACGGACCUGUUGAUGCCGUGUGGAUUGAAAACAUGAACACUGUACUGGAUGACAACAAAAAGCUUUGCCUUAACAGUGGUGAAAUUAUCCAGCUUGCUCCUACUACUAACUUGAUCUUUGAGCCGAUGGAUUUGGAGGUCGCCUCACCAGCUACCGUGAGUCGUUGUGGUAUGAUUUACAUGGAGCCUCACAUGCUCGGAUGGAAACCGCUACUUGUAUCGUGGCUCAGUACUCUUCCCAAAACUCUGAAUGAGGAAAACUUGGAACUUAUUAAAGACCUGUUUGACAGGAUGGAGGAAGCGCUGCUGCAGUUUGCUCGCAAAGGAGGCUUCAAGGAACUGUCUCCUACAACAGACAGUAACAUGGUGAAGUCCCACAUGAACCUGAUGGACACCAUGAUGGACGAGUUCCAUGAUGAACAGAAGUUUAAGGAGCUCAACGAGAGAGAAGUCGCAGCUUGGCUUGAGUGUAUCUUCCUCUUUUCUUGUGUUUGGUCUCUCGGUGCUUCUAUCGAUGCUCGCGGAAGAAAGGAUUUCGACAAGAUACUCCGAGAAAUCGUGGAGGGUCCUUUAUCCCUGGAGAGUAAAAGUAAGUAUCACAUCCUAGAGAUUGUGGAUCCUCCACCGCGACCAUUCCUUUGUCCCUUCCCAAGCAAAGGGACUGUGUAUGACUACCGAUUCGUCAAAGAGGGAAUGGGCAAGUGGGAACUUUGGACUGAAGAAAUCAAGGAUGCUCCUGCUAUUCCCAAGGAAAUGGCUUUUAACGAGAUCAUUGUACCAACUGUGGAUACUGUGCGGUACACUUUCCUUAUGGAAAAGCUUGUGUCCCAUCAGAAGUCUUGUCUGUUUGUUGGGCCCACAGGAACUGGGAAAUCUGUCUACAUUACGAACUUUUUAUUGAAGAACCUUCCGGACACAUACAAACCUUUGCUGAUAAAUUUCUCAGCUCAGACCACUGCUAAACAGACGCAAGACAUCAUCAUGUCCAAACUGGACAAGAGGCGAAAAGGAGUGUUUGGCCCUCCCCUGGGAAAGAAAACGGUGGUGUUUGUUGAUGACUUAAACAUGCCUGCCCGUGAAGUAUAUGGUGCCCAGCCUCCCAUCGAACUGUUGCGACAGUGGAUGGAUCAUUGGAACUGGUAUGACCUCAAGGACACUUCUCCUAUCCAUCUGGUGGAUAUUCAGAUGAUAGGUGCCAUGGGACCACCCGGAGGUGGCCGCAAUCCCGUCACUCCUCGCUUCCUACGCCACUUUAACACUAUCAGUAUCACCAUGUUUGAUGACACCACCAUGACCAAGAUCUUCGGCAGGAUCAUGGAAUGGCAUCUUACAACAAGGGGUUUUUCAAAGGAUUUUAUGUCCGUGGGUGACCUGCUGGUAAACAGCACGCUGGAAGUAUACAAGAAUGCCAUGACGAAUCUGCUACCCACCCCAGCCAAGUCACAUUACUUGUUCAAUUUAAGAGACUUCGCUCGGGUCAUUCAAGGAACUCUUCUCUCCACUCCUGAUAUCAUUGAGGAUCCUGAUAAUCUCAAACGCCAUUGGGCUCACGAGGUCUACCGUGUGUACUAUGAUCGAUUGGUGGACGACGGUGAUAGAAAGUGGUUAUUUGAGUUCCUACGUGAGAUGAGUAAACCUCACUUGGGUGUGGAAUUUGACAAGCUGUUUGAACGACUUGACUCCAAUAAUGACGGCCGUGUGGAGCAGGACGACUUAAGAAGUCUGAUAUACUGUGACUUUACCGACCCCAAGGCUGACCCUAAACCUUAUGUGGAGGUAAAAGACUUGGAUAAACUACGCACUGUGGUGGAGACAUACCUAGAUGAGUUCAACAACAUGAGCAAGAAGCCGAUGAAUCUAGUGUUGUUUAGGUUUGCCAUUGAACAUGUUUCUCGUAUUUCGCGUGUGAUCAAACAGCCUCGUGGUCAUUGUCUUUUGGUGGGCGUCGGCGGCAGUGGGAGACAGAGUUUGACCAGACUAGCUGCACACAUGGCAGAUUAUGACUUGUUUCAGGUUGAAAUUGGUAAAGGUUAUACCUCAAAUGAAUGGCGUGAGGACUUGAAGGCGAUCCUGAGAAAGAGUGCUGAAGGAGAAAUGAAUGGAGUGUUCUUGUUCACUGACACACAGAUAAAAGAAGAAUCGUUUUUGGAGGAUGUAAAUAAUUUGUUGAACGCUGGUGAAGUACCGAACUUGUUUGCUCUGGAUGAGAAACAGGAGAUUUGUGAAAAGAUGAGAAUACUUGACAGGCAACGUGACAAGUCCAAGCAGACAGACGGCUCUCCAGUGGCUCUGUUCAAUUACUUUGUUGAUCGCGUCAGAGACCAGCUGCAUAUCGUGUUGGCCAUGAGUCCUAUUGGUGAUGCCUUCCGAAACAGACUCCGAAAGUUUCCCUCGCUUGUCAAUUGUUGUACCAUUGAUUGGUUUCAGUCAUGGCCAGACGAUGCACUUCAAGUAGUAGCUCAGCGAUUUUUAGAAGACCUGGAAAUGGACGCUGGGGUGAGGGAUGGAUGUGUUGAGAUGUGCAAGACUUUCCAUACUGAAACAAGAAACCUUUCUAAGUCUUUCUUGGAUGAACUCAAAAGGCACAAUUAUGUGACACCAACAUCGUACUUGGAGCUUAUCUCAACAUUCAAGACUCUGCUGAACAUGAAACAAGUGGAGGUGAUGAAGGCGAAGAAGAGAUAUGAAACUGGCUUGGAGAAACUGGCAUCUGCGCAGUCACAGGUGUCAGCCAUGCAGGGUGAACUGGAAGCCCUCCAACCACAGCUUAUUCAAGCUGGUAAGGAAGUUGAUGAGAUCAUGGUUGUCAUUGAGAAAGACUCAGUGGAGGUUGCCAAGACAGAAAAGGUGGUGAAAGCGGACGAAGCAGUUGCUAACAAACAGGCUGCAGCGGCCCAAGCUAUCAAGGAUGACUGUGACAAGGACCUGGGUGAAGCUAUUCCUAUCCUAGAGGCUGCUCUUGCUGCCCUUAAUACGCUGACUCCAGCCGACAUUACUGUAAUGAAAACUAUGAAGUCGCCACCAGCUGGUGUUAAACUUGUUAUGGAAGCUAUUUGUAUCUUAAAGGGCAUCAAGGCCGAACGAAUCCCGGAUCCCUCGGGUACAGGGAAGAAAAUCGAGGAUUUCUGGGGACCUUCAAAGAAACUGCUGGGCGACAUGAACUUCUUGAAAAGUUUGCAAAGCUACGACAAAGACAACAUUGCACCAGCUAUCAUAAAGACAAUCCGACAGAAGUACACCUCAAACCCUGAGUUUGAUCCUGAAAACAUUAAAACAGCGUCCACUGCUGCUGAGGGUCUGUGCAAGUGGGUCGUCGCCAUGGAGUCCUAUGACAAGGUUGCGCGGGUUGUGGCUCCUAAGAAGGCGGCACUGAAGGAGGCUGAAGCAGAGCUGUCUGUUGCUAUGGAGAGUUUGAAUAAAAAGCGUGCAGCUCUUCGUGAAGUUCAGGAUAAGCUGGCUCGACUGCAAGAGAAGUACGAAGCCAAUGUGAAGAAGAAGGCUGAUCUUGAAAAACAGGUUGACCUUUGUACCAAGAAACUUGAACGCGCAGAAAAGUUGAUCGGUGGACUGGGUGGAGAAAAAACAAGGUGGACUGAAGUAGCGAAGCAGCUUGGUAUCAAGUUUCAAAAUCUGAUUGGGGACGUCUUGGUAUCAUCCGGUGUUGUGGCGUAUUUGGGCGCCUUCACGGCUGCCUUUAGACAGGAACAAACAGUUCAAUGGGUCAAUGCCUGUCGCAGCACUAAUAUACCUUGUUCUGAUGACUUCUCGGUUACAGGCACGCUUGGUGACCCUGUAAAGAUAAGGGACUGGAACAUAGCUGGCCUGCCUACGGACAGUUUUUCUAUUGAGAAUGGAAUCAUCAUCAGCAAUGCAAACCGGUGGCCACUGAUGAUCGAUCCGCAGGGACAGGCGAACAAGUGGGUUAAAAACAUGGAGAAGAAAAACAACUUACACGUUAUUAAAAUGACUGAUGCUGAUUACGUGAGAACACUGGAGAACUGUAUCCAAUUUGGCACUCCGGUUUUGUUAGAAAACGUCGGAGAGGAACUUGAUGCACUAUUAGAGCCGCUACUUUUAAAACAGACAUUCAAACAGGGCGGCAGUAUCUGUAUUAAGCUUGGUGAUAGUGUCAUUGAAUACUCCAAGGAUUUCAGGUUUUACAUAACAACGAAGCUCAGAAACCCGCACUACCUUCCAGAGACGUCCGUCAAGGUGACGCUGUUGAAUUUCAUGAUCACACCUGAAGGACUCGAGGAUCAAUUGCUGGGGAUUGUGGUGGCACGAGAGAGGCCUGAGCUGGAGGAAGAGAAGAAUGCACUGAUUAUACAGAGUGCAGAAAAUAAGAGACAACUGAAAGAGAUCGAGGACAAGAUUUUGGAAGUGCUGUCCUCAUCUGAAGGAAACAUCUUAGAAGACGAGACUGCUAUUAACGUUUUGUCCUCAUCCAAGGUGUUGGCAAAUGAAAUCUCCGAAAAACAGGCCAUAGCAGAAGAAACAGAGAAGAAGAUUGACAACACACGUAUGGGUUACACGCCUAUCGCUACUCACUCAGCAGUGCUGUUUUUCUCCAUUGCUGACCUGGCCAACAUUGAACCUAUGUACCAGUACUCUCUAACCUGGUUCAUCAAUCUGUUCAUCAUGUCUAUUGACAAUUCUGAAAAAUCAGAAGUAUUGGAACAACGGCUGGAGAAUCUAACAAAUCACUUUACAUAUUCUCUUUACUGCAAUGUGUGCCGAUCACUGUUUGAAAAGGAUAAGCUGCUGUUCUCGUUCCUGUUGUGUGUUAACUUACUGAAAGGCAAAGGAGAAGUAUGUGAUAAUGAAUGGCGUUUCCUUCUGACUGGCGGAGUGGGCCUGGACAAUCCUCAUUCAAAUCCGUCCACUUGGCUUCCCUCGCGGUCCUGGGACGAGCUGUGUAGACUGGAUGACUUAUCAUUGUUCAAAGGAUUCCGACACAAGUUUCCCAAACACUUAGAAGGAUGGAAAAAGAUUUACGACAGCAAUGAGCCACAAAAUGAGCCUUUACCAGGAGAUUGGAAUGAGAAACUUGGCCAGUUCCAAAAAAUGGUUAUCCUGCGCUGUCUCCGACCGGACAAGAUGACGCCUGCAGUCCAAGAUUUUGUUACCGCUAAACUUGGCAAGCGUUUCAUUGAGCCGCCACCAUUUGACCUGGCUAAGGCUUUUGCCGAUUCUAACUGCUGUGCGCCGCUCAUCUUCGUGUUGUCUCCUGGCUCUGAUCCCACAGCCGCCCUACUUAAGUUUGCUGACGAUCAGGGCUUUAGUGGAUCCAAGUUGAGUUCUUUAUCACUUGGUCAAGGCCAGGGUCCAAUUGCCAUGCGUAUGAUAGAGAAGGCCGUCAAAGAUGGCACCUGGGUAGUGCUGCAGAACUGUCACUUGGCCACAUCAUGGAUGCCUACACUGGAGAAAGUUUGUGAGGAACUGAACCCAGACACGACACACCCUGAUUUCCGGCUGUGGCUGACCAGUUACCCGUCACCAAACUUCCCAGUGUCUGUACUUCAGAAUGGUGUCAAGAUGACCAACGAACCUCCCAAAGGACUGCGUUCAAACGUUAUACGCUCCUACCUGAGUGACCCUAUCUCAGACCCAGAGUUCUUUACAACCUGCAACAAGCCUCGCGAGUUUAAAAAAAUGCUCUAUGGUUUGUGUUUCUUCCACGCCAUUGUUCAAGAGAGGCGGACAUUUGGUCCCUUGGGUUGGAAUAUUCCUUACGAAUUCAAUGAGACUGACUUGAGAAUAAGUGUGCGACAGCUCCACAUGUUCAUGAAUAAAUAUGAUGAAGUCCAGUUUGCUGCUUUGUCUUACCUGACUGGAGAGUGUAAUUAUGGCGGCCGAGUGACUGAUGAUCGUGACAGACGGACUCUGCUAACCAUCUUGGACAAGUUUUACAGCCCAGACAUCAUAAACAACGAGGAUUACAAGUUUUCUCCAAGCGGCAAUUACUUUGCUCCUAAAGAGGGUGAAUACGAGACUUACAUCGAGUAUUCACGUAGCUUGCCGUUGAUAACCCACCCCGAAGUAUUCGGCAUGCAUGCUAAUGCUGACAUUAGUAAAGAUCAACAAGAAACCAAUCUGUUGUUCAACAGCAUCCUGCUGACUCAGUCUCGAGCUUCUGCUAAGGGAGGAAAGUCAGAAGACGAGGUGGUGUAUAGUGUGGCAGCGGACAUCUUGGAGAAGCUUCCUCAGAACUUUGACACUGAAGCUGCACUGCGCAAGUUUCCUACCACCUACGCACAAAGUAUGAACACAGUGCUCGUACAGGAGAUGGUAAGAUUCAACAGACUUACAGAAGUAGUGCGGUCCUCGCUUAUCAACAUACAGAAGGCCAUCAAGGGAUUGGUUGUGAUGUCGUCUGAGUUAGAGGAGGUGGUGAGUGGCAUUCUGAAAGGAAAAAUCCCAGGCCUGUGGAUGAAGAAGUCAUACCCAUCACUCAAGCCCCUCGGCAGCUAUGUCAAUGACCUCAUAGCCCGACUGAAAUUUCUCCAGGAAUGGUAUGAUAAUGGUGCACCUCCCGUAUUUUGGGUGUCUGGAUUUUUCUUCACCCAGGCUUUCUUGACCGGUUCAAAGCAGAACUAUGCCAGAAAAUACACUAUUCCCAUUGAUUUGUUGACCUUCGACUUCGAGGUUCUUGAGGACAAGACAUACGAUACUCCACCUGAGGACGGAGUGUACGUGAAUGGAUUGUUCAUGGAAGGUUCCCGCUGGGACAGGGAGAAAAAAGUGAUAGGCGAGUCUCACCCUAAAGUGCUUUACGAUAAUAUGCCUGUGAUGUGGCUGAAACCCUGCAAGAAGGAGGGUAUUGUAGACAGACCACACUAUGUUGCCCCUGUGUACAAGACGAGCGAGAGACGUGGAACACUCUCCACCACAGGACAUUCAACCAACUUUGUUAUGGAUAUGCGCCUGCCGUCUGACCAGCCGCAGUCGCACUGGAUCAUGCGUGGUGUGGCUCUUCUGUGCCAGUUGGAUGAUUAAGUAAAUAAACCGUGUGAUGAUUCACCUUAUAUACAAUCAGUCACUUAAGUCGUUGUAUGUAAUUCCUUUGGUACUCAAUACUCUUUUUUAGAUGUUUAUAAUACGAUAGUUUCCUCAAGAUUUUCGACAUGAGUGACAAAACUGAAUGAAUGCGUGUAAACAGAAGACUUUGAGUUAACUUCUCUUGGUAAUGUGGUAACAAAGUGCCUAUGAUGGCUGUUGUAAAAGAAAAUUCCACGUUAAAAUGCUUUUUCUCAUA